Molecule: messenger RNA, 1763 nt
Organism: Anopheles stephensi (Asian malaria mosquito)
Lineage: Eukaryota; Metazoa; Arthropoda; Insecta; Diptera; Culicidae
Exons: 4
Coding region: 257-901 (214 amino acids)
Source: RefSeq, a predicted model, not a curated record
CAGACACUCGGCAGCAUUGGCUGCAGCCUCACACGAGAGACGUGGAGCCAAAAUUACAAAAACUCGCCCCCCCCCCCCCCCCCCGCGCACGAAGCCCAGGUGAAGAAGCCUUCGGUCCAGUUCGUUGUGCACGAUCUUCGCGGCGUGUGCAAAUGAGUCAUCGCCGCUGCGUAUCACGUCACAGUCUUUUCGCGUCGUUCAAUCAGUGCGUCAAACAGUGCCUCGAACGCCAGUGAAAAUCUGCGGGAACUUCACCAUGACGGUGCGUUGGACGAGUAGUGUGCUGGUGCCAGUGGUAAUACUCGUCGCUUGGUCCAUUCCUUCCGCGUUCGGUUGCACUCGGAAAUGUGAUCGGUUCGAGUACUGUGACGAGAAUAGCAAUGCGUGCCGUAACUGUAGUGCGUUGUGCGAAAAGGACGAGUACUCCUGCUACCACAAGUGUCAAAACUUUCUGUUCAAGUCAUUGCGUCAAAAUAUCACCACCCUCCAGGAGAGUGUACUGACCAUGAAAACGAUCGUGCUAGUGUUUAGUGUUGUGACGUUCGUUCUUAUCUGCACCGCGCUCGCCCUUCUCAUCAAGAAGUAUGUCCACUGCAUUCGAGAGUUUUGCCGCUGGCGGCCACAAAACAAAAACACGACCACCCCACCGGUAGCCUAUACGCACGAAAAUCCCAACACGAAAAGUCCCAAGACGGUGCCGAAGAAUGGGGCAAACGGGCCAAAGCAAACGUCCACCAGCGUUAGCAUCUAUCCCGAAACGGAGGUAGAUCAUUCGGUACAGACUGGCACGACCUCGAUCAGCCAUCGCUAUCCGGCGGAAGAUUCGACCGAAAGCUACUCGUACGAUAAUGCGGCCUGCAAUGUGACGCCAACGAGCAACAAUCCGAUGCCGAAGUUUUGAGGUAAGAAUGGCGUCGUGUUGCAGCGGGAAAUUCAAGCCUAUGGCGGUCGAUACUUAAAAAUGAGAUUUUAAACCUCGGCUACAGGACAAAACGAAAAAAAAAACAACCUCGGAUGUACUAGAUCUGAUUUCAUCAAGUCUCCCUCCACAAGUAUUCUACAAGCUUCUCUUCUACGGGAAGGUAGAAUUCUAGUCUAGCUGUGAACCUCCGUUUUAUCAUUUUUAGCUCGUUGCUCGUGCUGUAUCAAGAUCGGUGAUUUUUUCUAUGCGGUUUUUGUGCAGCGGAAGAGUAUAUCUAGACUAUAAACGAAAGACCACGUCUCCUUAUUAGCCGAUACUAAGCUGGGCCUUAGCGCAUAAUUAGAUGUUAAGCAGACGGAGCAAAACCCCCGAUUCGUACUAGUAGCAAGUAUUAGGUGUGUUAGCAAACUCAUGUGUCCAUAAGCGGAUCGGAUGUACAUCACAGCAAAUAGGUUAAGCGUUCACAAAGCAACACUCUCAGACAACUAUGUCGGUAAAGGUUCAGUUUUAUAUAUAUCAGUAUUUGUCUCACGGUUUACCACCCAUAACUAGCUAAGGAAACCGAGUUCCGAUUCCGUGUCACACCACAAUCUAUGCUCAUCUUUGUCACACUCACUGUCCUACUGCGCGGCAGGAAAACGGACGCUACAAAAAUGCCGUCCAUCUAGAGCCUGGAGCCACAAAUGCCUACUAGAUCUAGAGCUAAGUUCAGAAAGCGGUAAUGCGAAGAUCUCGUGUCGAUGUGCAUAGCUACUUCGGUACAAGAUCAUUCCCCAUAACACUUAUUGUUUUUCUUUUAGUGGAAAUCAAAAGUGGAAAAUAGAGCUGUAAAACAUUACAA